AAAUGCAGCAAAUCUCUCCCGUUUUCUUCCGUGGGGUGGCUACGCGCUCUGGGGGGCUGGAGAAGUGCUUCACGAAGCCGAGUUCUUGUAUUGGCAGACUGAUGAUGACACGUGCCUCCUCCGUGCCACCCCCAGGCUCCAGAGUACGGCACUGACCUCAGUAACCGCCAAGGAAAACCAACUGUGGAAGCGUUGCUGCAGCCGUUAUUAUUUAAUAAACGAACUGAAUAUAAUGAAUUGCAACAAUUUUGCGUAAUCCUCUGCGCAAUACAUUUCCACCCCCUAAAAAAAAAAAUCGCGCAUCAAGUUCGGACGUUUUCGUCGAGCUAAAGACUAGAGUGCCGGUCACAAGAUGCGAAGACGGAGCGCCGACGUCUGAAGGUGAAAUGAACCUGGGGAUGAUUAAGAACAGGAGUACUUUGAUCAAGAAGUGGAGAUAGCAACUUAAAAACCAUCAAGGCUUUAUAAAACAACCGUCCGUACUAUAGCUUCGUUUUAUUCAUAUCCAGAAACAGAGUCGCAAUCUAGUUAUUGACUAUUUAUUUUAUUUGAACAACAACAAAAAUUGUCCCCAACGGCUAGACAGAGAACGCAACAAUGGCACAUUUAAUCCGAAGCAAGUUUCAAAAUAAACUGUCAAAUGCGGCCACCUCCGUGUCGAAUAAAUCCACGGCGAAGGUGAGCGGCAUGAUGGCCAGGAUGGGCUUCCAGGCCGCCACAGACGAGGAGGGACUGGGCUUCGCCGCAUGCGAUGAUUUGGAUUACGACCACCGGCAAGGACUGCAGAUGGACAUCAUGAAAUCGGAUGAAAUGGGUGGUGGUGACAUUGGAGAGGGGAGCGGAGAGGGUGGGAUGGGUGGAGGAGAAGACGGAAUGGCGGCUGGGGACAGCCACUACCAGAGAGACGGCACCGGCCCUCCGCUCUCAGCUUCUAAAGCCUCAGGUCUGGGAGAAGAAGAAAAAUCACCGAAAAUCACCGCGUGGGAAGCUGGCUGGAAUGUCACGAAUGCAAUCCAGGGGAUGUUCGUUCUGGGUUUACCAUACGCCAUUCUCCACGGGGGAUACCUCGGACUGUUUCUCAUUAUUUUCGCCGCCGUGGUGUGUUGCUACACGGGGAAAAUCCUCAUCGCCUGCCUGUACGAGGAGGACGAAGACGGCCAACUGGUGCGUGUAAGGGACUCAUACGUGGACAUUGCAAACGCCUGUUGUCAACCGAGGUUUCCAUCUUUAGGUGGCCAUAUCGUGAAUGUAGCCCAGAUCAUCGAGCUGGUGAUGACGUGCAUCCUGUACGUGGUUGUGAGCGGAAACCUGAUGUACAACAGCUUUCCCACUCUCCCCGUCUCACAGAAGUCCUGGGCCAUCAUGGCCACCGCCGCCUUGUUGCCCUGCGCCUUCCUUAAGAACCUCAAGUCCGUGUCAAAGUUCAGUUUGCUGUGCACUAUCGCGCACUUCGUCAUCAACAUCCUGGUAAUUGCCUACUGCCUCUCUAGAGCGCGCGACUGGGCCUGGGACAAAGUCAAAUUCUACAUCGAUGUGAAGAAGUUCCCCAUUUCUAUUGGAAUCAUCGUGUUCAGUUACACGUCUCAGAUUUUCCUUCCGUCACUCGAGGGGAACAUGGUGAAGCCCAGCGAGUUCCACUGUAUGAUGAACUGGACCCACAUCGCUGCAUGCGUCCUCAAAGGCCUGUUCGCCCUUCUGGCCUACCUGACCUGGGCGGAUGCCACCAAGGAGGUCAUCACCGACAACCUGCCGUCAACCAUCAGGGCUGUUGUGAACCUUUUCUUAGUGGCCAAAGCUUUACUGUCAUACCCAUUGCCAUUCUUCGCUGCGGUUGAAGUAUUGGAGAAAUCCUUUUUCUGUGAACGAGAACGCACAUGGUUCCCAGAUUGCUAUGGAGGCGAUGGAAGACUGAAAGCGUGGGGCCUCACUCUCAGAUGCACCCUUGUGGUGUUCACGUUGCUCAUGGCCAUUUAUGUACCGCAUUUUGCUCUUCUCAUGGGUCUGACCGGAAGCCUGACAGGCGCGGGUCUUUGCUUUCUGCUCCCCAGCCUCUUCCACCUCAAGCUGCUAUGGAGAAAGCUGCUAUGGCACCACGUGUUCUUUGAUGUCGCCAUAUUUGUAAUAGGAGGCAUAUGCGCCAUCUCUGGUUUCAUCCACUCAAUGGAGGGACUAGUAGAAGCUUACAAGUAUGGCAUAGAAGACUAGCCAAGCCACUGUCUACUGGAUAUCGAUGUUACUGCACAUCCCUUUUUAGUGUAUAACUGAAAUCCCCACUGAGCGCAGUCAGUGCAUCCCUGCUAACAGAAUUCAUGCGAAAUAAAUGCGUGCACCGAAUGCCGUGCAAGCACUCAUUUGUGCUCACUCAUUACAUACACACACGCACACGCACGCACACGCGCACACACACACACACACACACACACAGUGGGACAGAGUCUAAAUAGGAUAUGGACAAUUCAACUUGUAAUGUAUAAAUAUGAGAACAAAAUGCAUAUCCAUAUUUUUCAGUGGAGUGAAGGUUUACAAUAGUUCAAUCGACCUAAACAAAAUUGCAAAAUGGGACAUGUUUCUUCAUCUCUCUGUGGUGGUUUCCCAUCUUGAGAGACAUUUCAUUUGAAAUGCAAGUAUGUGGUUUUGGACGACCAUUUGACGGCAUCGUGACUAAAUGGUAUAAAAAAAAGUUGUGCGUUUGAUAUGAUGGCACUUUCUUCUACAUGAUUUUCAAUGUUUCAGUGGGCAGUGAAUGUGAUUAUUAAUUAACACAUUGACAUACUGUAAUGUGGGCCUAUUAUGAUGGCAACUAAUAUAAUGGCAAUACAUUAUAAGCUAUCAGCAAGACAACAUAAAUAUAAUACAUAUCGUGAAUGAUGAAACAGUGUGUUAAUGAAUACUAGGAAUAUCCCAAAUAUCUUGGAGAUUUAUUUAGAAGUCAUUUGUAUUCUCUCCAAGCGCUAUAUUGAAACAGUAUUAGUCAUUAUAAACAGCUACAUUGAAUGUAUAAUAUUCAGACAAAAGAAAAGUAUUGUGCAAGGAAAGACGUGUUUUGUAAAUUUGAAUAACCAUUAAAACACAUGGUUAGGCCUAAACACAUAUCGCACAGGUUAUGAAAUUGGGAAGAAAAAAGACGGCAAAGUAAAAGGCUGUGUCAUUAUGUGAAGUAAUAGGCUGUGUCAUUAUCGUUUGAAGAAGGCCCCUCAAGUCCGUCACUUGACCGAUAUUCGCCCCAGACAGAGGAACAUCCUGUCACAUGAUUAUCACCAUGGAAUUCGGUCACUGUAAAUUCGAAUUUAUCCCCUAAUGUUUGAUAUUAUAAUGCAUUUUACUUGUACACUAUACCUGCGAGAUUCAUUGAAAUUAUUCGAUGUCCGGAAUUAAGUGUCUGAAUCAUACAAAUAUGAAGAGAUCAUGAAAAUAAGAAAAUGUGCAUAAAGACAUUUUUUCAUUCUGCACAAUCCAACGGUCCUGUGGAAAUGUUAUAAAACCGUAUGUGUAGUGUAUUGUGGUUUCAAAAAGAUGGAAUGUAAAUCUCAAAUCGUUAUCAUAUAUCGUGAAAAUGAAUAUUAAAGAAUAAAGAAAUAAGUUAAAUUAUAUCAUA
This is a messenger RNA of Salmo salar (Atlantic salmon), 3595 nucleotides long. Its product is annotated as vesicular inhibitory amino acid transporter. Gene Ontology annotation, molecular function: L-amino acid transmembrane transporter activity. Gene Ontology annotation, cellular component: vacuolar membrane. The record is from RefSeq and is a predicted model, not a curated record. Lineage: Eukaryota; Metazoa; Chordata; Actinopteri; Salmoniformes; Salmonidae. Gene Ontology annotation, biological process: amino acid transmembrane transport.